CUGGUAACCAAACGAUGAACUGGGGAUAUGUCAGUAUAAAUGUCUGAAAGAAGAGGGUGAGUGUCAGUGCACGUAGAUCACUGUUGCUGCUGGUGUAGGGGCAAGCAAGCUGAGCUCCAGCAAUCAUGAGCAUCCUUACAACAUUUGUGGUGAUGACAGCACUGGUGUGUGCUUCACUCGCUGAGUCUAGUUCCCAUGGAAGAGGCAGCCAGGGAAGCAGCCAUGGUGCAAGUAUCAGAGACGCAAACUAUGGUGGUGGAGGCCAUGGUGGCAGCUCUGGUAUAGUUCAUGCCCAACUUGUUGGCAGGCAUAGCAGCACAACUGGUGGCAGCGCUGGGGGCAGCUAUAAAAGUGAACAUCAAGGCCCAAGCAUUAUACGUUUCCAGCUUGUUGGCAGACAUACCAGCACUACUGGUGGUAAUGUUGUAAGUGGUGGCAGUUAUAAAAGUGCACCAAGGAUUCCUACCAUCAUCCGUGCCCAACUUGUUGGCAGACAUACCAGCACAACUGGUGGCAGUAUUGGCCGCGACGGUGGCAGCUACAACAAAGUUGAGCAUCAGGGACCAAGCAUAAUACGUUUCCAGCUUGUUGGUAGACAUACCAGCACAACUGGUGGCAGUGUUGGCAGCGGGUACAGAAGUGCACCACAAAUUCCUACCAUCAUCCGUGCUCAGCUUGUUGGUAGCCACAGCAGCACAACUGGCGGUAGUGGUAGCAGUUCUGGUGGCAGUUAUGGAAGAAAACGUUAAGGGCCAAAUAUCUUACACGCUCUGCUUGUAAACAUACCAGCAGUGAUGGCGAUAUAGGAUAUUAUUAGUUUUGAUGGAUCACGUAGUAGCUGUGGUGUUUACAGAACACAACAAAAGUAACUCGAUUUUACCUUUCUCUCCUGUUUAUCACAGGAUACUUGAUAAUGAAAUCUGAACGACGUUUUGGUCCGUCCUGCACCGUAACGUCGACCAGAUACCUUUCUCAUUUAGUAGGUUAGCUGUGAACUGAACUAUCCACUAACACGAACGUGUAGAUAGCAUUUGAACCCCAUGUUUCGACUUCGUCGUCUGGGUUCCAGAAUUUAUGUACAGGGCAACGUGCGGUUUAUGGCACUGACACAUGAAACAGCUUAGGCCUUCAUAAUACCAAUAUUUCGCUCAAGAUGUGUCUGCUAUCUAUGUUGACUCGUUGCCUCUUUACCAUGUUGUCCUGUUUCCUGACGAACCUUACCUAACCUAAUCUCUGUACCAUGUGUUCUCGCAGCUUAUAGUGAAAAAUAUUCUUCACAUUAGGCAGUUUACAUGACAUAAAAAUAUUUUCGUACCAAAACAAAAAUAAAAAUAA
Molecule: messenger RNA, 1335 nt
Organism: Cherax quadricarinatus
Lineage: Eukaryota; Metazoa; Arthropoda; Malacostraca; Decapoda; Parastacidae
Product: putative lysozyme-like protein
Source: RefSeq, a predicted model, not a curated record